This is a messenger RNA of Tupaia belangeri chinensis (Chinese tree shrew), 963 nucleotides long. Its product is annotated as olfactory receptor 1361-like. Gene Ontology annotation, cellular component: membrane. Gene Ontology annotation, molecular function: G protein-coupled receptor activity; olfactory receptor activity. The record is from RefSeq and is a predicted model, not a curated record. Gene Ontology annotation, biological process: G protein-coupled receptor signaling pathway. NCBI's taxonomy places the organism in Eukaryota, Metazoa, Chordata, Mammalia, Scandentia, Tupaiidae.
AUGGAAGAAGUGAACCUCACCCAGGUCUCCGAGUUCUUGUUCUUGGGGUUCUCAGAGGACCCCAAACAGCAGCAGCUACUUUUCGUCAUUUUCAUGAACAUGUACUUGGUGACCGGGCUGGGGAACCUGCUCAUCAUCCUGGCCAUCCGCAUGGACGCCCGGCUCCACACGCCCAUGUACUUCUUCCUGGCCAACCUGGCCUUCGUAGAUAUUUGUUUCACCUCCACCACCGUCCCCAAGAUGCUGGCCAAUCACGUGUCAGGACGCAGAGGGAUCUCUUACGCAGGCUGCUUGACCCAGAUGUUCUUCUUCAUCUGGUUUGGGGGCAUUGACAGUUUCGUUCGGACCGCCAAGGCCUAUGACCGCUACGUGGCCAUCUGUCACCCACUGCAUUACACCACAUCCAUGACCCCAUGGCUCUGCGGGCUCCUACAGGCUUCCUCCUGGACCGCUGCCUUAGGGAACGCCCUGACCCACACAGUCUUACUGACCCGCCUUUCAUUCUGCACCCACAACUGGGUCCCCCAUUUCUUCUGCGACCUGAGCGCUCUGCUGAAGCUGGCCUGCUCGGACACGUUUCUCAACAAUGUCAUGGUGUACACGGUGGGCAUCCUGACCAUCAUCACCCCCUUCAUGGGCAUCUUGGUGUCCUACACGCGCAUCGUCGCUGCGGUGUUGAAGAUCCCAUCCACCGGAGGGAGGUGGAAGGCUUUCUCCACCUGCGGCUCUCACCUGUCUGUGGUGACCUUGUUCUACGGGACGUUCAUCGGGGUUUAUUUCAGCCCCAUGUCCCCCCACCCGCCCCGGAACGCCAUAGCUGCCGCAGUGAUAUACACCAUGGUCACCCCCAUGCUGAACCCCUUCAUCUACAGCCUGCGCAACAGUGACAUGAAGGGUGCCCUGGGGGCGCUGGUCUGCAGGAGGCCGGCUUCGUUCCGGUUACUGCAGGGUUGGGAGGUCUGA